AUGUUAGUCUGUUCAAACUGUAUUGUGCGGUUAACUCCAUUGGUAUGCAAAUAUCUAGCCACGUCUUCUUUAUCCACAAUAUCGUCGAACUCAUGGCUAGCGCAUAAUAACGUCCUUGGCUAUUCGUUUCGAACAAACCUAUUCAAUUCCUCACAAUCAAAAUCUAUAACUAUUUUGUCACUACCACAUACACGCUCGUUUCAUACAUCAAAUAAACGAGAUAAAAAAGAUUACUAUGACGUAUUAGGUGUGCCGAAAACAGCCACUGCAAAAGACAUCAAGAAAGCUUAUUAUUCUUUAGCCAAAGAAUAUCAUCCAGAUACGACACAGAAGAAAGAUGCUGCGACGACGAAAAAAUUUCAGGAAGUUUCAGAAGCUUAUGAAGUUUUAAGCGACGAAACAAAGCGAAAAAACUAUGAUACGUAUGGAAUGAGUGGUAGCCCAUUUGGAUCAGGCGAUGGUGCAUCAUAUCCUGGUGCAGGUAGUCGUACUGGCCCAGCCGGUCAAGGCGAUUUUCGCGGCUACGAAUACUAUCAAUCUCAGGUGGAUCCCGAAGAAUUAUUUCGAAAAAUUUUUGGUGAUGCAUUUAGUCGAGGAGGUUUUGGUAAUCAUGAAUGGAUGAAUGAAGCACAAGAGAAUCAAUUUGGAAAGCAAGGCAUCACUCAAUUAGCGCUUGACUUAACAUUUCAAGAAGCUGUUCGUGGCUGUAAUAAAGAAGUCAAUGUUCGUAUUAUCGAUACAUGUCCAACCUGUAAAGGUUCUCGGUGUGCUGCUGGCAGUCAACCACAAAAAUGUCGAACGUGCAAUGGAACGGGCAUGGAAACCAUCGAAACUGGCCCGUUCUUUAUGCGAGCAACGUGUCGAACAUGUCAUGGUCGAAGAGAAACAAUUUCAAGACCAUGUCUUGAAUGUUCCGGAAAAGGCAAAACUGCACAGAAGAAAUCUGUUACUAUACCAAUACCAGCUGGUGUGGAAGAUGGACAAACCAUGCGAGUUAACAUGGGCUCAUCGGAAGUUUUCGUCACGUUUCGAGUGAAAUCGAGUGAAAAAUUUCGAAGAGAUAAAGAAGAUAUUCAUAGUGAAGCCGGUAUUUCCAUCGUUCAAGCCAUACUUGGCGGUGCGAUUAAAGUACCAGGAAUCUAUGAAGAUCAUGUUCUACAGAUUCCACCUGGUACACAAUCCCAUCAUCGUUUCCGUUUGAUUGGUAAAGGUAUUAAACGUUUACAUAGUCCAGGUACCGGUGAUCAUUAUGUUCAUAUCAAAAUCAAAGUCCCUUCACGAUUAACCGCUGAACAAAAAGCAUUGGUAUUAUCGUAUGCUGAAUUAGAUAAAGACACUGAUGGAACAAUCAAUGGUUUGACACAGACAAAAUCAGGAAAUCGAGUUAUCAACGAAGAUGAUUACCCACUAUUGAAAUCUGUAAGACAAGCAUUGUCUAAUCUACCGUUGGGUAGUAAAAAAGUGGCUGAUACGAUUGAUGAACGAGAAACCGACACAAAACGUAACGCAACAGCUAAAAAACAAUAA
Adineta ricciae is the source of this 1527-nucleotide messenger RNA. NCBI's taxonomy places the organism in Eukaryota, Metazoa, Rotifera, Eurotatoria, Adinetida, Adinetidae. The record is from the annotation of a GenBank genome assembly.